UUUAAUACGGAGUUCAAUUAGUUGCUCGUGAUUUGUCACACCGACUUCACUUCACCAUCAAUAUCAAACCAAUUAAGCAGAUCGAUCGAGCAUUCGGAGCGAGCAGCAGCUAGCGUAGCUUCGUGCGCAGCGAGAUUGCAGAGGAUGGCCUCGCCGCCGGCGCCGCCGCAACCGCGGCAGCAGAGUGGGGGCCCGAAGCUGCAGAGGGUGAUGGUGGCGGUGGACGAGAGCGAGUGCAGCCACUACGCGCUGGAGUGGGCGCUGCGCAACCUCGCGCCGGCCACCGCGCCGCCGCUGCUCGUGCUCACCGUGCAGCCGCUCCUCCCCCUCGGCUACGUCUCCGCCGCCUCCUUCGGCUCCCCUCUGGGAACACCCGUUGUUGCGCCGGAGCUGAUCAGGUCGAUGCAGGAGCAGCAGCAGCAGCUUUCGCAGGCGCUCCUUAACAAGGCCAAGGAAAUCUGCGCGCAUCAUGGGGUAGCUGUAGAGACAAUGAUCAAAGUAGGAGAUCCUAAGGAGAUGAUAUGUGAAGCAGCCGAGAAAUUAAAAGUUGAUUUACUGAUCGUUGGGAGUCACAGCCGUGGACCUGUACAAAGGCUGUUUCUUGGAAGUGUCAGCAAUUACUGUAUGCAUCAUUCGAAGUGCCCAGUUCUUGUUGUGAAGAAACAGGAGUGAAUAAUCCUUCGAAGUCUCAAUAAAACUCAUUGCGUGUUGUCGAUGUAUUGUCCUCAAGAAUGCAAUGAACAAAGCGGCACUGGAUGAUAUUCAGAUUAUUGAAUGAUGUAUAGUGUAAAUAGUCAAGAUUGUCUUGAAAAUAAAUAGCCGGCUUGAGUCUGUAAAAUAAGGGCCUUUUCCUUAGGGGGUAUCAUACAGCUGGUAUCUAUUGCAAAACCAAAGACAAGAUGAUCACCCAACUUGUGUGUAUAUAUGUGUGAUAUUUUAGUGCCGGAUUCACAAUGUUGUUCGUC
Oryza brachyantha (malo sina) is the source of this 965-nucleotide messenger RNA. RefSeq names its product universal stress protein A-like protein. The record is from RefSeq and is a predicted model, not a curated record. Lineage: Eukaryota; Viridiplantae; Streptophyta; Magnoliopsida; Poales; Poaceae. Bases 145 to 672 code for a protein of 175 amino acids. The transcript has 4 exons.